Molecule: messenger RNA, 1811 nt
Organism: Eriocheir sinensis (Chinese mitten crab)
Lineage: Eukaryota; Metazoa; Arthropoda; Malacostraca; Decapoda; Varunidae
Exons: 4
Coding region: 719-1261 (180 amino acids)
Source: RefSeq, a predicted model, not a curated record
CCAUAUGAGUAAAAGCGAGUGUGAUAACUUAUCGGACGUGCCAUGAUAAGAAGAUUCCUCAAACACGAGUAACGUGGGAGAGAGGCGGCGGGUCCGGAGGUUGCCAGGUUGUCUGUCGUUCAGUCUAGUCAUACUGUACCGAAAAGGAAGUGGUUAUCCUCCUUAUCUACCUCCUAACACGUCUUCCGAGAAUGAGAUACACAGGAGAAAAAACCGUUAUCAUAUAGUGCAGUGCGAUGCUGGGAAGACAUGUUCAGUUGCCUGGGAAGGGGGGUAAUUGGAGGUGUUUCUGUGGAGCACAUCGAGACCGCGCGGAGCUAUAGUGUAACCCUGAACGAUAACACAGAAGAAAAAAGGCCAUUAUUAAAGUACAGUGUGGUGCUGGGGAGACAUGUUCAGUUGCCCAGGAAGGGGGAUAAUAAGGUGUUUCUGUGGAGCCUCGAGACCGCGCGGAGCUACACUAGUGUAACCCUGAACGAUAACACAGAAGAAAAAAGGCCGUUAUUAAAGUACAGUGUGGUGCUGGGGAGACAUGUCCAGCUGCCUAGGAAGGGAGAUAAAAUGUCUUUCCGUGGAUGAUGGGUUGGGCAUGGGCGUGGCAGUGAGGGAGAACCAGAGGGGAGCAGUGGCGUGGUGUGGUUGAGGACUUGAGGAGCCAGUGGUUGUGCAGUGGUUUGGGUGCGUGGACUGGUGCUGAGUGCUGGAUUGGCCCCUGAAGAUGGCCAUGCCGAGUAUUAAGUUCACUAAGGCCGUGCCAGGCGUGCGGCGAAGGGUCUACGUGCUGGGCGUGACGAGUAUGGUGACAGCACUGGGACAGAUCAUUGGCUUCCUGGUGAUGCUGAGCCUGGUGCUGAGGCCUGAGCACCAAGACAACCAAGUGGCCUGGAUGUGUGUGGGAAUAGCUGUAAUCACCAGUUUUUACCUCGCCCUCACUGGACGCCUCCUCUUCCUAUUCCACGAGAGGCGGUACGAGGAGACGAAAGGCCCUGAGUGGAUGUGGUGGUUUGGUACCUUGGGCGUCGUGAUAUUCAACGCCUGUCUGGUGGUUUGGUUUAUCCUCCUCCCAGACCCCAUCCCCGGAAGCAUCUGUGCCUUGGCAGUGGUCCUUUACCUCCUCUUCUUCAAGUUUGCCAAAGAUGAUGUCAAGUUCCUCAGGGAUGAUGCAGAAAAGUCUGGUAAUGAUGAUGAAAUUGUGCCUGUCAUCCGCACCACUUCCUACGCUCUUGCUUCACCUUCAGCUGGGUCGCCAUCAGCCAAAUAACGUUGGUAGUAUUGACAGAUGGAUUAAUGAUCAAAUUAUGUAUAGACGUGUUUUUGGUCCAGCAGUUUUUGUUGUUGUAAUGUUAAAGUAUUAGUGAACUUGAUUUGUUACAUGUUAUUAUUUUGUUACACUUAUUUCAAUGUAAUUAUCCUGUUUUCAAUUUAAUGUGUAUGUUAGUUUUGUCUUAUAAAUAACUUCUAUGACAUGCUUCAGUAGGAACACUGAGGCUUUAUGUAGUGUUACUAGGAGGCCACCUAAUUAUAUGUGACCUUGUGCAUAUUUAUGAGUUGCUUCUUCAGGGAACUCUUUAUUCUGCUGCGUCAAAUAUUAUCAGACAUCUGUUCUUGUUAUCAAUCUAGUUUCCUGUGAGUGUGAGAAGGGUAAGCUGUAAAGGACGAUGACUCCCUCGACAUCUGUGUUCUUUUCUUGGACCUUAUGUUAUAAGAUUAUAUUGUUAAGAAGAACACGAACAACACUAAGUAGAAUGUGAAAGCUCAGUAGCCUAAUCCAGUAAUACAAUAAUGAAAAUAAAUACUUUAUUAAUGUGGAA